AUGACUGUGCAAGCAAGAGAAAAAAGGGAAGCUAGUUGUAAAACCAUGGAACUGCAGUGGAAAAUAGAAGAAAGUGUUGGAGAAGAUGGUUCGCAUAGAAUUUCAGAUGGAGAGGUUGAUGCUGCACUGAAGAAUGUUGACCAGCAGUUGGAAGACUUUAGUAACAAUAUUGAGAAGUUGGAAGCUCUUGGAACGAAAAUAUCGGACACACUAACUGCAAAGCAGCAUGAGCUUGAGAAGGACAUUGAUGAAAAAAUUGCAAAGCUUGAAAACAAAACAUUAGAGACGCUCCAAGCAAAGAUUCAAGAUCUGCAAGCUCUCAAAGAUGAAACUGCAACUCUCACAGUAGCUUUCAAGGCAAGGUUGAACUCUAAUAGUGCUGCUCCUUCCGGACAGACUUUUGUGUUUCCUACUGUACUCUUCAAUGAAGGAGAUGCUUACAGCUCCAGGACCGGCAAAUUUACAGCAACCACCAGUGGAACAUACUUGUUCAGUGUGGCGUUUUGUGUGAAGUACCAGAAAAGUUUGUUCAUCAGUAUUAUGGUGGAUGGUAGCAAGUAUACUGUGGCAGCAUUCUAUGGAGAUGCAAACCACGGGUGCUCAACUGCUGACACAGUGGCUGUUUUGACAGCUGGGCAGAUGGUAUGGGUGGCGGCAUUAUCUGGUAGUAGCUAUGGUACAAUAAUAGAUCAAAAUACAAAUUUAUAUUGGAACACAUUUUCUGGAACAUUAAUUUAUAAAUAAGCAUCAUAAUGUGGAUAAACUCAUCUUCAGUUGUUCCUGAGCAUCCACUGAAAGUGUUAUAAAAAACAAUUUCAGAAAGCUUUAAUGAAUGUAUAAAUCAUAAAUGACUAUAUUUCCCAAUUGCUCAUAUUCACUCAAACAUGGUAUAUGGAGGACAUUUGUUUGUUUCAGUGAAAGGCUGAAAUAUGUUUUGAGUGAACACUACAUGGAUAAAUGGCAUAGUAAAAAUUCAAAAUCUGGUUUCACGAGUUAAAAAUAUAUUUGAUCUUUACAGACACUUUCUAUUUUCCGUAUUUUCAAAGGUUUAAUUUUUAUACAAUAUCAUGGUGUAACAAUGUUAAUAUUGAACAAGAUUAAGUACUUCUUUCAGAUAUUUAUAGAUUUAUGUUAUCUUGUAUACUAUUAUGUGACGACAGACAAAUCCUUCCAAUUGUAGAGCUAAAUUGUUUUUAUACAUGUAUAUAGCAUAUAACAUUGUAUUGCACUAGCCCAUUUAUAUAAGAUAUUCACAAUGACUACCAAUUUUCAAAACUUGCUGUUAUUG
This is a messenger RNA of Mercenaria mercenaria, 1288 nucleotides long. Its product is annotated as heavy metal-binding protein HIP-like. The record is from RefSeq and is a predicted model, not a curated record. Lineage: Eukaryota; Metazoa; Mollusca; Bivalvia; Venerida; Veneridae. The coding region runs from base 1 to 744 and encodes 247 amino acids. Gene Ontology annotation, molecular function: protein binding. The transcript is spliced from 3 exons.